GUUGGUCUGUGCGACGGAACCCUUGCAGGAAGUCAGGUGAAUGUUGGGAGUAUGAUGUUGGUCACCCUCCACAUUUGGUGGUCAUCUCGGAAGUAUAACUAGUGCCAUCACCGGGAAUUCGAUAAUGACAACAACAUUGUGCAAUCACAAUCUCGAUGAUGGAUACGACUUUUUUUACCCGGAAGUUGGUCACGGCCGCCGCCCUGUUUCUGUGCGGCUUCCUUUGUUUCGUGAUUGCGUUUGCCACCCCGUCAUGGCUACAUGUCCGCGAGGGAAUCCAUGGUGGUCUCUGGUCCAAAUGUUUAAUGGUGAAGGAACCAGCGUACUGGACGUGUGACUCCUGGGCACAACCGACAAACGGUUUUAUAACGGCCUCCCAGGCAUUCGCCGUCAUGUCAUUGUUGUUGUACAUAUUCCUGUUUGUCGCUAUGAUUGUCACUAUUGUGUCCAUGGUACAAGACAUUCCCUACCGGAAGUACAUCGACCAGAAGUGUGUUCUCAUGAUACUGGCUGUCAGUACUUUUUCAGCAGCGAGUCUGGCUAUUAUGUCGGGGACUGUGAUGGGGAUUAAGGGGAAGGACUAUGUGUUUGAUCUCCAGCGAAACGAGUACAUUGUUUUCUCGUACAAUCAGAGAAGGAUAGAUAUUACAGGUCCACUCAACCUCGGCUGGUCCUUUGUCGUCAAUACCCUGGCCGCCAUCUUUACGUAUGCUUCGUUUGCUUUUCUUGCUGCUGAAUACAAACUGCUGCCUGAGGAUGACGAUCACGAAUGUCAGGAAAACGUUUGAUACAUGUCUAAAAAUAGAUAUGCAAAUACUGGUGUAGGGCCAAUAUCACUCAUUGAUGAAGAUGGCAUAUGGUUCAGAUGGAAGAAUUGGAUUACAUUAUCUGUUGGCAUGUGAAAUUACGUUACAGGAAAACAUGUACAUGUGGUAUUCUAGAUCUGAAAGCAUGACACAAUAACAUCACGUGUCACGAGGUCAGCGUUUGGAGGGACCGGAAGUGAAAAUGAGAUAAACUUUGAUAUUUGAAAUAUAUCAUUGUCCCAUGAGAUGUUUACUGGCGGCGAAUCGUUACAAUUUCAGUUGGUGUGUGUGAUGCCUCAUUGUCUGUUGCUUCACGUUUGUAUGCCUUAACAUGGGCCCGGAGAAGGAAGUCUUAGACAAGGGGAAGUCCUAAUCAAAUACAUGGGUCCAGGGAAGUCCUAGACAAGGGGAAGUCCUAAUCAAAUACAUGGGCCUGGGAAGUCCUAAUCCGGUACAUGGGCGCGGGGGAGGAAGUCUUAGACAAGGGGACGUCCUAAUCAGGUACAUGGGCCUGGGGAAGUCCUAAUCAGGUACAUGGGCCUGGGGAAGUCCUAAUCCGGUACAUGGGCGCGGGGGAGGAAGUCCUACACAAGGGGAAGUCCUAAUCAAAUACAUGGGGCUGAAGAAGGAAGUACCAGACAAGGGGACGUCCUAAUCAAAUACAUGGGCCCGGUUAAACCAUUAUAAAGUACAUGGAUAUAAGGAUGACCUUAUCAAGUACAAGGGUCCGGGGAAAUCCUAAUCAAAUAUAUGGGUCCGGGAAGGAAGUCCUAGACAAGGGGAAGUCCUUAUCAAGUACAUGUGUCCGGGGAAAUCCUAAUCAGGUACAUGGGUCCGGGGAAGUCCUAAUCAAGUACAUGGGUCCGGGGAAAUCCUUAACAUGUACAUGUGUCCGGGGAAGUCCUAAUCAAGUACAUCGAUGAAUUUAUAUCUGUAAACUAAGAAGAUCAUAUCACGCAAAUUUUGAUUCGGGCCUGUCUUUUUUAUGUCGCAUUGUUGCAGACUCCAGGCAAAAGCUGCCAACGCCAUAUUUGGUUUCCAAAUUCAGAUAUGUCUUGAGUACAAGCGAGAGUUGGUCUUUGUGCUUUAAAAUAGUUGAGGAAUGCAUGACUUUGACAACAAGUAGAAAGUCCGAAAGGGUGCGCAUUAAUUUACUACGGACUUUACUACAGAUUUAACAAACAGUGCGGGUAUAUAACGAGCAGUGUGGGUAUCCAAUGAACAAUGUGGGUAUCCAAUGAACAAUGUGGGUAUCCAAUGAACAAUGUGGGUAUCCAAUGAACAAUGUGGGUAUCUAUCCAAUGAACAAUGUAGGUAUCUAAUGAGCGAUGUAGGUACAGCUGUAUCUAAUAAACGGUCUGGGUAUCUAAUAAACGGUCUGGGAAUCUAACGAACGGUGUGGGUAUCUAAUGAACGGUGUGGGUAUCUAAUGAACGGUGUGAGUAUCUAAUGAACGGUGUGGGUAUCUAACGAGCGGUGUGGGUAUCUAACGAGCGGUGUGGGUAUCUAAUGAGCGGUGUGGGUAUCUAACGAGCGGUGUGGGUAUCUAACGAGCGGUGUGGGUAUCUAAUGAACGGUGUGGGUAUCUAAUGAGCGGUGUGGGUAUCUAACGAGUGGUGUGGGUAUCUAACGAGCGGUGUGGGUAUCUAACGAGUGGUGUGGGUAUCUAACGAGUGGUGUGGGUAUCUAACGAGUGGUGUGGGUAUCUAACGAGUGGUGUGGGUAUCUAACGAGUGGUGUGGGUAUCUAACGAGUGGUGUGGGUAUCUAACGGACAGUGUAGGUAUCUAACGAGUGGUGUGGGUAUCUAGCGGGCAGUGUGGGUAUCCAACGAGCGGUGUGGGUAUCUAACGAGCGGUGUGGGUAUCUAAUGAGCGGUGUGGGUAUCUAACGAGUGGUGUGGGUAUCUAACGAGUGGUGUGGGUAUCUAGCGGACAGUGUAGGUAUAUAACGAGCGGUGUGGGUAUCUAACGAGUGAUGUGGGUAUCUAACGGA
Pecten maximus is the source of this 2800-nucleotide messenger RNA. RefSeq lists its product as uncharacterized. NCBI's taxonomy places the organism in Eukaryota, Metazoa, Mollusca, Bivalvia, Pectinida, Pectinidae. Gene Ontology annotation, cellular component: plasma membrane. The record is from RefSeq and is a predicted model, not a curated record.